This is a messenger RNA of Fusarium sp. VM40, 540 nucleotides long. The record is from the annotation of a GenBank genome assembly. Lineage: Eukaryota; Fungi; Ascomycota; Sordariomycetes; Hypocreales; Nectriaceae.
AUGUCUUCUAUCCGUGUCUGCCAACCUCUAUUCCGCCGCGCAGCUCUGCGCACAGCACCCACCCUCAACACCACAGCCAGAAGAUUUGUCAACACCGAAACCGCCCCAACGCUCUACUCAGCCCACGCCAAAGUAAUCGGCGCCCGAAAAGGCCGCGUCGAGGGCGAGAACCUCAAUGUCGAACUCACCAUGGCCAAAGCCCUCGGCGGCCCCGGCGACAAGGGAAAGACAAAUCCCGAGGAACUUUUCGCUGCGGGUUAUGGCGCGUGCUUCCAGUCUGCUAUGAACGCGUGCGCUUCUCAGAUGGGCAUCACGAUGCCGACAAAUACCGAGGACAGUAUUGUUGAGACGACUGUGCACCUCGUGGGAGAUAUGAAGAAGCUUGAUAUGAGUCUGCGUGUGGACAUGAAAGUCAAGGUUAAGGGCUUGAAGAAGGAUGAUUUGGAGAAGGUUGUGGAGAAGGCUAAGGAGAUUUGUCCUUAUUCAAAGGCCACGAAGGGCAAUGUGGCGACGAAUGUUGAAGUUGUCCAGAUGGACUAA